AUGGCGGCGGCAGGGAGUUCAUCAUCUCAACAAGAUUCAGCUUUAUUAAACACUCGUUUUUGUUUAAAUGAUAUUGACAAAGGCGAUGUUUCUUUUGCUAAAACAUCUAACUCUCAUGUUGACAUCUCUGGUAUUUGUUCAAGCAUUACAGCAAAUAAUUUAAAAUCGUUUUUGCAAACACUUCACCACGUAUACAAGUCACCGUCAAAUGAAAAGACCAUUUUGCAAUUGGUUUCCAAUGCAUUGGUGGACGAAAACAAAUGUGACCUUAAAGACGAGUUUUUGCAAAAUAUUUUACGUCUGAUUGAAGAUUGUUUUGUACGGGCUGAAGACGAAAAACAUCCGCAAAAGAAAGCAAUACGUCUUGAAAACGAAUUCUGUGAGAAACGGUCCUGCAGUUUUUAUCAUUACUGUAUUAAACAGUCGUGGGAGAAACUGAUAUUCAGUGAUGAAAUAACUGAAACUGAUAUAUAUAUGGAAGCUUCAGAGCAAUUACUGCAACAGGUUCUUCAGUACUUUUGGUCUUCGUACGGUGACAUUCGUGUAAUUACAGUUGAAAACGAUGAGAAAAGUGCUGAAGAAUCUGUAACAGAUUGUGAUGACAGUGAGUUUGCGAGUAUCAAAGAUCAUGCUGGUUGGGUGAUCAAGCGGGCAAGGGAAACGAUUUCAAAGGGUGAAAGUGACAGCUUAAAAGUAAUGGAGACGGAGGGUGGGCCAAGCGUUGUCUGUGGAGAGAAACAUAAAGCACUGGAACUGAUUUCUACAUUAGGGAGAGAUUUUAAGCAAGCUGAUGGGAAGUUUAGAUUUAUUGUUUAUGAACAUAUUGUUCCAUUUUUUCUGUUUUUACAUAACCUUAUAGAGAGUAUUAUAACCCCCAAUAUCGAACUUCAGAAAGGAAACAUUUUAAUUUAUGGCUUAGAAAAACUGGCUGCAAAUAAGGUGCUAAGAGAAAAAUGGAAAGAUCUAACAUCUCUGCCAUCUAAUGCAACAUCCGUUGUUGUCUUCCAACGGAUUGUAACUUUUUUCCUAAAAUCAAAACAGCAAAUGAUUCGCGAAAAAAGAGGGCUUAAACCCAAUAAAAAUAGCAUGGCAAUACGUCAACAACUGCGGUAUACGACAUCAUCAUCUGGUAAGCCAAAAUGCAAAGAAAUUAUUCAAUUGAGGUCUGGAAGUAUGUCAUCUGACAACAUCAGAAGUUUCUUGCAGUCACUGUCUACCUAUCCUUAUUCAAAUCGAGAAGCAAUGUUAGCAGAACUGCAGGGCAAAGAGCUGGCUAAAAUAUUAAAAUCAUUAGGGAAGCCAACAUUUUUGGGUAAGAGAAAAAGUAAGCAGAUUGAGUCAUUGCUACAGGCCAUAGAAAAAUAA
Molecule: messenger RNA, 1365 nt
Organism: Paramuricea clavata
Lineage: Eukaryota; Metazoa; Cnidaria; Anthozoa; Malacalcyonacea; Plexauridae
Source: the annotation of a GenBank genome assembly